Messenger RNA from Penicillium angulare, 1323 nucleotides. It is a transcript of the gene cdc123, whose product is annotated as cell proliferation protein CDC123. Gene Ontology annotation, cellular component: cytoplasm. The coding region runs from base 1 to 1323 and encodes 440 amino acids. The record is from RefSeq and is a predicted model, not a curated record. The transcript has 2 exons. Lineage: Eukaryota; Fungi; Ascomycota; Eurotiomycetes; Eurotiales; Aspergillaceae.
AUGCCCCUCAUGGAUUCAGACGCAUUGCCAGUAGAAGCGCCUGUUGCUGAGGCAUCAUCAUCCACCGAUCUCCCCGAUCGCCUUCCAUUUCCACCAAUUACAUAUGCUCACAUUCUACACUGCUCAUACCAUGACUGGCAUGCACGAUACCGCACCCUCGCACCUAAAUCCCGAGUGAUCCCUGUUCCACCUCAAUUUAUCUCGUACCUCCGUGCCGAUGGCAUUGUCCUCACACCCGAACCCACGCCCCCAAGAGAUGACGACUACCUCGACACUUUUUCUGACUCCGGCGAUGAAGCAGAAGACCCAUCGACAGAAUGGGCAGACUUGCAUUCUCAAAUCAAGAGCACAAUCGCUGAAUUCGGCAAAGUAACCCCGAAACUAAAUUGGAGCGCCCCAAAGGACGCUACCUUCAUGUCCGCAACCAAUGACACGAAAUGCGCUACGCCUAACGACGUUUAUCUCCUCCUGAAAAGCAGCGACUUCAUUACUCAUGACCUCGAACACCCCUUCGAUGACUGUGUUCCCGAUAAUACCACAGCCGAAGGACUUGAAAAUGGCGAGCUAGUAGACUCACCUAUCCCAGAGGUGCCUUAUCACCUUGUUCUACGCAAAUUUGUGAACUUCAACCCUUCUCUUGAGUUCCGGUGCUUUGUGCGCAACCGCAAACUCAUAUGUAUGUGCCAGCGUGAGCUGAACUACUUCGACUUCCUCUUUGAUAUGCGCGACAUGUUCCGGUCUCGGAUUCAGGAUUUCUUCGAUGAAAAACUGCGCGAUACUUUCCCAGAUCCCAACUUCGUGUUCGAUGUAUAUGUGCCCGCGCCACACCAGCGCGUUUGGCUGGUCGAUAUCAACCCGUGGGCUCAGCGAACGGACUCUCUCCUUUUCAGCUGGUUGGAGAUUUUGCGCAUGAAGGACCCUAUUGGGUUUGAGGAGGAAGAGGAUGAUGAAACAGGCGUGGAAGGUGGUUUCGUUCGAAUCUCACUUCAUGAUGGAAGUAUCAUGACUUCUGAAGAGUUGAAUGGGUCUGUACAGGAGACUGAAGGGGACGAAGAGGACGAAGAGGACGAAGAAGAGGAACAGGUUGCGGGGGGCGACGAUGAUCUCGCUCCCUUCCUUCCCGAGGUUCGUCUUGUGAAAAAGAAUGAUCCUGAAGCUUACCAAUUCUCUACGCCACAAUACUCGGCUCACAAGGUACCGAAAGACUUGGUUGAUGCCUCUCUCGCUGGGUCUGGUGGCAUGAGCGAAUUUAUGGGCAAGUGGCAGGACAUCCUGGCUAGGCAAAUGCAAGGGCAGCAAGACGACAGUAGUGACUCAGAAUAA